UAACAACAACAACAACAACUCUUGCUGGCUCCACACUUUGUCCUGAACUCUGCCUACAUCCUCUCUGUCUGUCCUAUUUAUCUUAUAUACUCUUCCUUCUUCAUCAUCUUUUUCUUCUUGUUCUGCUUCUUCUCAUAGUAACAAAUGGAAGAAGGUGGUGAAGAGGGGAAGAAAGGGAGAAGGAAGUGGAGAAGUGGUUGUAGUAGACCAAUGGGUGUGAAACCACAGCAACCUGCAACACUUGUGAAGCUUUGUCACUCAACUUCAUACCCAGCUCUUUUGCCUCUCCCUCUCCAUCUCCCAUUGCCACCACCUUUGUUGCUUCAUCUUCCUUCUAAGCCACUUGUUCAUUAUGGGACUGGUGCUAGGAGGAGUACUAGCCAUGCUCAAGAUGGCAGGGUUGCCACUCUUUUGCCUCUUCCUCAUGCUGUGAAUGUGAAAAGCGUAUCUAAAGAGUGUCAAAGAAAGCCAAUGCCCAUCAAUCCAGAAGCAAUGUUGGUAGCUCCUCGGCCGGACUCCGGUGGCACUGAAGGCCUUCAAGUGUCUCUCCUUGCUAACCAUUUUCUUGUAAAAUUUGAUUCUAAGCAAAGGAUUUUCCAUUAUGAUGUCGAUAUUACUCCUAGGCCAUCGAAAGAACUUAGUCGAAUGAUUAAGAGAAAGCUUGUGCAAGAGAAUUCCGAUGCUCUCUCCGGGGCACUUCCCGUGUUCGAUGGCCGAAGGAAUUUAUAUAGUCCUGUUGAGUUUCAAGAUGACAGGCUUGAGUUCUUCAUUAGUCUACCUAUACCGAUUACUCGAUCUUCUCCUCCUAAUGGAGGUGUUUAUAAUAUGUUUGAGACAUUGAAGAUAAAGACUAAGCUUUUCAGAGUGAACAUUAGACUUGCUUCGAAAAUUACCGGCGAGGAUUUGGAUAAGUACUUGAGGGAGGAAAAGGAUGGCAUUCCACUUCCACAAGAUUAUCUUCAUGCAUUGGAUGUUGUUCUUCGUGAGAGUUCAUCGGAGAGUUGCAUUUCGGUUGGACGAGCAUUGUACUCUAGUUCAAUGGGAGGAGCUAAAGAUAUCGGUGGAGGAGCUGUAGGAAUGAGAGGGUUCUUUCAGAGCCUAAGGCCGACAAAACAAGGCCUUUCCCUCAAUGUCGACUUUUCUUUGAUGGCGUUCCAUGAAAGCAUCGGUGUUAUUCCUUACCUUCAGAAGCGAUGUGAUUUCUUGAGAGACCUUUCUCAAAGGAAAACCAGGGGAUUAACAAGAGAAGAGAAGAAGGAAGUCGAAAAAGCUUUGAAGAACAUCAGAGUGUUUGUUAAUCACCGUGAAACCAACCAGAGAUACCGUGUUUAUUGCUUGACCGAAGAAGUCACGGAGAAUCUCAAAUUUAGAGAUAGAGACGGCAAGGAUUUGAUGCUGGUAGACUAUUUCAAGGAUCAGUAUAGCCUCGAUAUACAAUAUAAGAAUUUACCAUGCUUGCAGAUUAGUAGAAACAAGCCGUGUUAUCUUCCGAUGGAAUUAUGUAUGGUUUGCGAAGGCCAGAAAUUUCUCGGCAAGCUCUCUGAUGAGCAGACCGUCAAGAUACUCAAAAUGGGGUGCCAAAAGCCGGCCGAGAGAAAAGAUAUUAUCAAUGGUGUGAUGGGAGCUAAAAUUGGCCCGCUAAGUGGUCCGUAUGCAGGUGAAUUCAAACUUAAUGUUUCAAGAGAGAUGACGAAACUGUGCGGAAGAGUCCUACAACCACCGAAGCUAAAACUUGGUGAUGGAGGAAAUGUUAGAGAUAUAACACCGAAUCGAUAUGAUCGGCAAUGGAACUUGCUUGAUAGUCAUGUUGCUGAAGGCUCUAAAAUUAAGAGAUGGGCAUUGAUAAGUUUUGGUGGCAACAUGGAGCAGCGAUCGUGCAUCCCCCGAUUUAUUAAUCAGCUUUCUACUAGGUGUGAGCAACUCGGCAUUGUUUUGAACAAGAACACGGUGAUCAGUCCGCUAUUUGAGCAGAUUCAGGUGUUAAACAAUGUGUCGGUAUUGGAAGACAAGCUCCGGAAAAUACAUGAAGUUACAUCAAACAACUUGCAGUUGCUUAUUUGUGUAAUGGAGAAAAAGCACAGGGGUUAUGCCGAUUUGAAGAGGAUCGCUGAGACGGGGAUCGGUGUAAUGAGCCAGUGUUGUUUGUAUUCUAAUAUAAGCAGGCUUAGUUCGCAGUUCCUUUCGAAUCUUGCCCUCAAGAUAAAUGCAAAGCUCGGUGGCUGCAAUGUAGCACUUUACAACACUUUACCACGCCAAAUACCCCGGCUUUUUAUGGAUGAUGAGCCAGUGAUUUUCAUGGGAGCCGAUGUCACUCAUCCGCAUCCGCUUGAUGAUUUCAGUCCAUCAGUCGCCGCUGUUGUCGGAAGCAUGAAUUGGCCUGCGGCAAAUAAGUACAUUUCAAGGAUGAGAUCACAAACACACCGCCAAGAAAUCAUCGAAGAAUUAGAAGAGAUGGUUGUAGAGUUGCUCGAGGAAUUCUAUCUUGCAGUUCAUCAACUUCCGAAGAUAAUAAUUUUCUUCAGAGACGGUGUGAGUGAGACACAAUUUAGCAAGGUUUUGAAGGAAGAGUUGCAAGCGAUUCGAAGAGCGUGCUUGAGGUUUCCUGCCUACAAGCCGAGCAUUACGUUCGCUGUGGUUCAGAAGCGACACCACACAAGACUCUUCUUGAAUGAUAAGAAUGGAUCAUCAUCCAACCAUUUCUCUGACGAAAACAUACCACCGGGGACUGUUGUCGAUACUGUGAUAACUCACCCAAGGGAAUUUGAUUUCUAUCUGUGCAGUCAUUGGGGAGUGAAAGGCACAAGCAGGCCUACACAUUACCAUGUUCUAUGGGAUGAGAACCGAUUCAAAUCCGAUGAAAUUCAGAAGUUGAUACACAAUCUCUGCUACACAUUCGCAAGAUGCACGAAGCCGGUUUCUCUUGUACCUCCAGCUUACUACGCGCAUCUCGCAGCGUAUAGAGGUAGAUUGUAUCUCGAUCGAACAGACUCAAUGUCUUGUUCAAGGACCACAUUAUCAAGAACAAGUCCUUUACGCACUGCGCCAUUGCCAAAGCUUCGAGACAAUGUUAAACGUCUUAUGUUUUACUGCUGAAUCUACUCUGAUGAUCAAGGUAUAUAUAUAUAUAUAUAUCUCUCAGAAGCUUUAGUUCUUGUGUCGGAGAAGGUGUGCAGGAAAAUGAAAGCUUAAUACAUUGAAUGUUCAACUUCAUUGA
Molecule: messenger RNA, 3214 nt
Organism: Dioscorea cayenensis subsp. rotundata (Guinea yam)
Lineage: Eukaryota; Viridiplantae; Streptophyta; Magnoliopsida; Dioscoreales; Dioscoreaceae
Product: protein argonaute 7-like
Biological process (GO): regulatory ncRNA-mediated post-transcriptional gene silencing
Cellular component (GO): cytoplasm
Molecular function (GO): protein binding; RNA binding
Source: RefSeq, a predicted model, not a curated record